AUUAGUAACUGAUAACAAUAUCUAUAGUUUACGAUAAGCAGGUUCUAUUGUAUUUACACAUAUUUAGCAGAAAAUAAACUUUAAAUCUAUCUUCAUUUAGGCAGCAGCAAUGAAGUUACAUAAAGAAUUCAAAAAUUUUGUGUCUUGUGCUAGAGCUAUGCAAGCUGCCAGUAAAGGUUUGAUUGAUGCAUUGAGUCAAAAUUAUGAAUCAGACUGGGUAGGCUAUGACCAAAUUCAUGCAAGAUCACAGACUUUAGAAAUGCUUUGGGAUGAUUUUUGCCAUAAAGUUAAUGAUCAAGUUGCUAUUCCUAUGACAGCAUAUGUGAAUCAAUUCAAUGAAAUUCGGUUAAAAAUUGCAAAACGGAAAAGAAAACUUGUUGACUUUGAUGGUUGUAGGCACAAUUUACAAUCAUUACAAAAUACUAGGAAACGAGAUGAAAUGAAAAUAGGAAGAGCUAAAGAACAGUUGGAUGCUUCCAAACGUCUUUAUGAAGUGAUCAAUAAUGAACUUCUGGAUGAAUUGCCUGCACUUUAUGAUAGCCGGAUUCCAUUCCUUGUGUCAAAUCUUCAAACCCUAUUUUCAGCAGAAGCUUUGUUUCAUGCAGAAAAAUCAAAUAUUUAUACACAUCUAACUGAUAUAAUGGAAAAAUUGUCUAUUGAAAGUCAAAAAGGUAGUUACACAAAUAGGCAAAUUCUUCAUCAAAGAAGAGGUGAAACAAUGUCAUGGUACGUCAGAGUGAAGCCACAUUACUCAACAUUGCCAUCCCAUCAUGAACAACGUAUUAGUACUCUUCAAAGACAGCAUGGACGAGCAAAGUCUGAUGAUGCACGACACUACGAAGAAAUCGAAUUUAAAAGAGGAACACUUGAAAAAGCUAAAUUUAACAAUAUAUCAAUUCCAGUGCCAACUACUGAUAUUCGAAGAUCACCUACACCAAUUAAGAAAGACUACCAAGAUGGUCGGGCUUCUCCACUUAUCACAAGAAGUAGUUCUGAUUUUAGAGAAAAUAGAAGUUCUCCAGUUGUUACUAGAAGUACUGCCUCAUUAAAAAAAGAUCCUUAUCAUGAUGAUAUUCCUUUCUCUAGGGCACCUUUACAGCAUAAAGAUGAAAAAGAAUAUGAACCAGUUGAUGGAAGUCAGUUUGAUGAUAGUCAUAUUGACCGACCUCUGUCAACUAGUUCAAAGAAAAUGGAUGAAUUAUAUGAUAUUCCUGUGGGUGCAACAACUGUUGAUUUACCACCAGGAGUUCUUUAUAGGGUAAGAGCAACAUAUAAAUACACAGCUGAAGAUGUAGAUGAAUUGGGAUUUGAAGGUGGAGAAAUUAUACGUGUUGUGGAAUUUGAUGAUCCUGAAGAACAGGAAGAAGGAUGGCUUAUUGGAAUUAAAGAGUCAACUGGUGAAAAAGGUCUAUUUCCAGCUAACUUCACACGUCCUAUUUAAACUUCUCAACUACUUUCACUAUUCAUCCACAACUCUGAUUAUUGUAAUAAUUUUACUUGAAUUCAAAAAUUCCUUUUAUUGGUUUUAAUAUCUUUUUGAUAUUACAAAUUAUCCUAUCACUGAUUUUUGAAAAAUAUACAGAAUUAAUUAUUUCCUAAUAUUAUCAGAAAAAUUAAACACAUUUCUACCCUAAAUUAAUAAACUAUUAUAUUACUUAAUAAUAAUUAUUUUCUAGUCUAGAAUGAAUUAUGUAUGCAUGUAAUGAAUGAAUGGUGUAUGAAAAUGUGCUAAAUAUAAUCUAGUCACCACACCUCUUCCCAAUUUAGAAUAGCUUGUUGUAGGUAAGAAAUGCAAUGGCAAAAUCCUUGUUUUAUUAUAGCAUAAGAACCUUACUAAAUGACUUGUAUAUCAAUUUAAAAUACACAGUUUUUUUAAUAUUUAAAUUUAUUUGACAUUAACAUUGAUAUACAAUUGUUUAGAUAAUUAUGGACAAAAAUAACACAAUAAUUCCAGUAAAUUUUUUGUUAAAAAAUUAACUUUUGAAAA
Centruroides sculpturatus (bark scorpion) is the source of this 1987-nucleotide messenger RNA. RefSeq names its product amphiphysin-like. Gene Ontology annotation, cellular component: plasma membrane; cytoplasm. The transcript has 12 exons. The record is from RefSeq and is a predicted model, not a curated record. Bases 110 to 1441 code for a protein of 443 amino acids. Gene Ontology annotation, molecular function: phospholipid binding; protein binding. NCBI's taxonomy places the organism in Eukaryota, Metazoa, Arthropoda, Arachnida, Scorpiones, Buthidae.